GUUCCACCUUUGAUUGCUGGUGAGCUGGAAGAAACCUACGAGGUCAACCUGGGUGAUCCCAUCUUGCUGCCUUGUGAAGUGUCGGGAAUCCCUAGACCUAAAGUCAGCUGGAAACAAAACUUUAUGCCUCUGACCCCUGACCCACAAAGAAUUCAAGUUCAGAACGGCGGGCUAUACAUAGCCAGGGCACAAAUAUUGGACAAGGCAAUUUAUGAGUGUCUGGCAAGCAACGUGGCUGGAGAUGUUUAUAAGAUUAUAACCCUUGUUGUUUACAGUAAGUUUCAAUAUUCAACAAUUCAUUUUCUUGUAUGGUCUUCUUUAUGAAGUUAUUUUUAUUGUAUAAUUAAUAAGAGAAAUAGAAUACAAUUUAAAAAAAAAAAAGUAUUCAAACUAUAAAAGAAACAAAAUCACUUUUCACAUAUUUACAAUGUUACCAUUGUAAAAAGUUUGCAUUUUAAAUUAAUAUUUUGAGGUAAAGUGGAUUUUAAAAUCAACAGUUCUUAUUCAUAUAAAUUUUUUUUAAACAGGGAAUUUAAUUAAAAAAUUUUUUUUUGGUCAGUACCCCCUUCGAUAGAACAAGGCCCAACUGCCGUGACGGUGCUCUAUGGGCAGCCGGCUCUACUGGAAUGUGAAUCUGUUGGUGACCCACCCCCCACCGUCCUGUGGAGGAAGAAUAAUGUCAUCUUAGACGCCGACGACACGGACAGAGGUUACCAAAUAUCCCCACGGGGAUCCCUCACUAUUAAAUCAGCGGUGUUGACUGACGGUGGCGUCUACUCAUGCUCAGCCACCAACCCUGCCGGUGUUGCUAGCAGAGAGGUUGCGCUGACGGUUCAUGGUGGGUGGAAGAUUUUUGUAGUCUCAACACUCGUUUUCUGUCAGUUUUUUAAACUAAACUAAACCUUUUUAGUUUACAUGUUCCCAUGUAAUGGAUAUCCUCGAUUUAAGACUUGAAAUGGAAAUGUAAGUAAUGAAGUUAUAUCGACGACAUCUAAUUUAUUUCUUAAUUUUAAACUCUUGUCCUCUAUUUGAUUUUAAACUAAGAUAAAUUAUUUAGUUUAUAAAUUACUAUUAAUUAAAUUUCCCCUGAUUUAGGACUUUAGAUAGCUAAAUAUGAACUUUAAGUAAUAAAGAAUCUUUUAAAUUAUGAAUGUGUAUAUAUAUAUACAUACAUAGAUUCAUAUAAUUCAUAUAAUAUAUAAAUAUAUAUAUAUAUAUAUAUAUAUACAGCGUUAUGUGUUAUCAUGUUUGAAUUGUUGCAUCAAAUUCCAUUAAAUUACUGAGUAUUUGUUCGUUUGAAAAGGCUAGACUGCUGUAAAACUGAACAUUUUGACUGUUAUGGCAAGUUUUUAGAUUUUUUUUUAUUAAGCUGUAAUAGAAACAUAUGGCAUUGGCAAUGUACUUGUCAGCUUGUUACAGCAUGCAGAUUCUCUUUACUUUCCUGCAGGUGCUCCUGAAAUCCCAGGGGUGUAUCCAGAAAAGAAUGUAGUUGUAGAGAGAAAUCCGGUCAUCCUACCUUGCCCCGCGGUCGGUACGCCUAAACCUAAGAUAACAUGGUACAAAGACAAUGUCCCCAUUGAAGAAGACCCCGGUGUUGUUCAGCUUGAAGAUGGUUCUCUAAAAAUUGAUGAUGCUAGAGCAAAAGAUUCUGGACAUUAUGAAUGUGUGGCAGAGAAUGUGGCUGGAGUGGCCACCAGGAACUUUGAUUUAAAGAUUUUAGGUUAGGAGAUUAUUUAUGGGCAAAUCGAGCACACUCUCAGGUCAUUUAGAAUAAUUUAAAAAAAAUAAGAUGUAAAAGUGAAUGUUGAUCACAUCCUUGAAUACCACAGGGAAAUGUUAGAGGAAACAUUUAUAUGUUAAUCCUUAAUUUAUUGGCUUGUUUCCCACAGUGCCACCGAAGCUCACUGUCCCCAAUGGAGCAGCAGGUCCCGAAAAGUCCAAAGUUGUCAUCGAUAGAAACGUGACACUGCUGUGUCCCAUCUCUGAGGAGACGGACCCACCGCCAGUCAUCACGUGGUACAAAGAUAACACGGAAAUCAAGGGGGACAACCGCAUCACCAUUACAAAUCAGGGGAGAUCUCUGACGAUAACUAAAUCGGCGGUUGAAGAUGAAGCUCGCUACCGUUGUGUUGCGAGCAAUGAAGCUGGUGAAGUUGAGAAAUAUUUUACGUUAGAUGUACAAGGUAAAAAAAUGCCUAAUUCAGUUAUUAGAAUGUGUGGCAUAUUUUUUUUAAAAAAAUGUAUGAUAAUUCAAAAACAGGCUAAAUAUGAAAAAUUAUGUAAAAGUUUUUCAAUAGUCAUUGGUCUAAUAGAAAAUAUUAAAAUAUAGGCUACCACCUACAACUUUUUAAAAUAUUAUCUGAUAUAUUUGCCAUAGGAAUUACUUCAAAAAUAUUAUUGACACAUUAUAAUAUCAAUGAGAUUUUGUUAAUGUAUAAACAACAAAUACUACUACUAGCAAGGAGCUCUCACCAUUCCACAUAAGAAACAUUCUCAAUUACUAUUUACAGUCCCGCCGAAUAUUGAUGAGGCUGGUUUAUCUCCAUAUAAUCAAAGUGUUGUCACUGGCCAAUCCUUAUACAUCAACUGUCCAAUACAAGGCAAACCCCCACCACAGGUCAGUAGAACUGUACAUGGCAAUGUUGUAAUACAGUGUCACCUAGUGCGUACAUCACAGAUGAACAAAGGAGGAUAUACAUUUUUUUUUUCCUGUCUCCAAAUUCAAGUGUCAAACAAAUAAAUUAAUGCAAGAUUUAUUUGCUUAAUUGUUGGUUAAAAUCUGUGAAAAAUAAACCAAAGUCAUGGUUAAAAAUAAAUCAAAGUCAUUCAAUUAUAAAGCAGCACAAAAAAAGAUGCUUAAAGGUUCAGAACUGUUAUUAAAAACCUUCAAGUUUAGGCUUAAGUAGUUUUUAUAAGAGUACAGCGUAGAUAUUAGCCUAUCAACAGAAAAUAAAGGCAUAAGUCUUGAAAUUUUUUAACACUAUUAAUUAAUCGUUGGUAAAUUUAUCAAAUCUAAGGUCAGAUGGUUAAAAGAUGGAGAACCCAUGGCAGCCGGAUUUGAUGCAAAUGUUAGAGUUUUAGCAGAAGGACGUCGACUUGAGCUCCUCAGUGCCAAGGUGACAGAUAGAGGGCGCUAUGUUUGUAUCGGUGAAAACAUUGCAGGACAGACCACAAGGGAUUUCUUCGUAAAUGUUUUUGGUAAGUCUAUCCUUUAAAAUUAAUCACAGCUUUUCAUUUAUUUUUUUGUUAUUCAUUCAGUAGCAGAAAAUCUAAAGGUACUGCCUUACCAAAUGUUUGUUGCAGCCACAAAUCUCAGUGGUGAAUCCGUGUUGAGAAUCCAUGCCAAAGACAUUCAUCGCGGGUGUGCUCACUGAGCAGGCACAACUAUGGCAUCAAUUUAUCAAUUUUAACUUAUGUGCUAGCGCAAUGUUCAGCCGCUUCAUAUGACUCUUUCAAUAAACAAAUUCACCUUAUUCUUUUAAAUAUAUUAUAUUUUAAUAUGUUAUAUAUAUAAAUAACCACCCCCGCAAGGGAAAAUUAAAACUUAAAAAAUACAACUUUUUAUUGUUUAAUUAAUUCCAUUUAUAUAAAACAAGGCAUUGUUCCUCUAAAAUCUUUUCUCCUCUUGCCCACUCCACUAAAAUCAAAAUUGAAUUUAUUUAACUAAUUUUAUUCUUUCAACUACAACAUUUGACUAAUAUCAAAUACAGCUAAUAAUUAAAAUGUGUAAAUAAGGCAGCUGAUAUUAAAUUCAUUGUGUUUUUUGUGUGUGUCUGGCCACUCCCUUUUCUACUGGUUGCUAUGCUAUUAACCUGUCACCUGAGGACAAUGCAUGCACAUUGAUGAAAAUAUCACAGGUUUUUUUUUUGUAUAUUCCCAGCCAAUAACAUGCUGCAACACUAAAAAACCCCAGUGAAAAUGAAACUUGUUGGCCCUGCUUUUGUUGCAGGGAGUAGCACAGUAGCAUGUGAUCAUAGAAAGUUGAGAAUCCAAGUAGAAAAAUCUCCAAAUAGAAUGUUGAGAAUCAAAGUAGAAAAUCUCCAAUAUGAACAUACUUUUAGAGAACAUGAACGCACCUUUAGAGAACAUGAGAACAUGAACACACCUUUAGAGAGCAUGUAUAUAUGAACAAUGAGAACAAACACUAAAAAAAAAAUUAAAUUAAAUCUGUUUCUUAAAAGCAAGUAUUUGAAUAAAUGACCACUUGAGCUGGCAGCAUCAUCAAACUAAGAAUCCAUUAAAAAAAAACAACACAACUUUUAUGUCGACUACAUGUUUACAGUGCCUCCAUCUGUUGAGCAGCCAGAAAUUCCAGAGAAAUCUGAAGUCAUAGAGGGAAACACUCUGCAGCUCACCUGCCCGGCCUCAGGUAUACCCUUGCCGACAAUUUCUUGGUUCAGAGAGGAAGUCCACCUCAAAGUCAAUACAUCAAAGGUUUGUUUUUAAGUAGACUUUGAGAUGUAAAAAAAAAAAUCUCCUUAAAACAUCAUUAAUACCUUAAAAUCAUAGCAUCUACCCCUGAAAGGGACUUAAAGAAGUGUGGAAGUCAGAAAGGCAUGGGUGGGUGGUAGGUGGGUCUGCACAAAUUUAGACUGUCUCUAGGUGGGUCUGCACACAUUUAGACUGUCUCUAGGUGGGUCUGCACACAUUUAGACUGUCUCUAGGUGGGUCUGCACAAAUUUAGACUGUCUCUAGGUGGGUCUGCACAAAUUUAGACUGUCUCUAGGUGGGUCUGCACAAAUUUAGACUGUCUCUAGGUGGGUCUGCACAAAUUUAGACUGUCUCAGCAGGAUGGGGAGUGAUUUUGACAAUUUAAAUAAAAAAAAAAAAAAAAAAAAAAAAAAAAAAAAGAGGAAGGAAAAAAAAACAGCUGAUAAUGAUGUGUUAUGGGUGUUUUUGUAUCACAUCCUGUAAAGCUGGUGAAUAGCAAAUGAAUCUGUUUAUGUUAUUUUCUCAUGUCUCCUUUUUAACAUACAAGUACCAUUAAAUUUUACAAUGUUAUUGAUUAUUGUAAGGACUGGUUUGUUUCACUUCUUUGCCUGUGGUCAGAUCACUCUGCUUGACAACGGCUGGACUCUGGAGAUACAAGACACCAAUGUCUCAGAUGCCACGAGAUAUUACUGCCGUGCUGAAAAUGUGGCAGGGCAGACGGAAAAAGUCUUCGAUAUUGAUGUUUUGUGUGAGUAUUCAUUUCUAUUGCAUUAAAAAUAUAAUUUCAAUACAAAAACUGCACCAUAAAUUUUUGUUUUUCUGAAGUAUACGUUAAAAUUUUCUUUUUAAUGGGCUUCGUAACUGAGAUAUUAAAAAAUGUUUGCUACCAUUUUAUGAUUCUAAAACUCUGUAGUAAAAAUAAUCUGUAGACUGUAGUAAAAUGAGUGAUUAAAACGCAUCUAGGCCUUUGAGUGAUCUGGAAAAUGCUAGUGGUUGAGGUAAUUUAACCUGACUAAAUGUAAUAUUCUUUUGCUUCCCAGUACGCCCGGUCAUCAACAGAGAAAACAUUGACACAAAACCUGAAGUCAUUGCCAACAACACGGCUGUCAUUAACUGUCAGGUGACUGGCAAUCCACAGCCAGAGCUGAUAUGGUGAGUUUUGGUUCUUCAAACUUUUAGCAACAACUCGUCAAACUUAAUUUGUUUCUUUUCAUCAGAAACACUCUGAUUAUGGACUAUAAAGUUAUAAGGGGGGUAAGGGAAGUUAAAGGGGUCUGUAAGUUAUAAUAGCCUGUAAGUUAUAGUGGUGUAUGAAGUUAUAGUUGUCUGUGAAGUUAUAGUGGUCUGUAAGUUAUAAUGGUCUGUAAGUUAUAAUGGCCUGUAAGUUAUAAUGGCCUGUAAGUUAUAAUGGCCUGUAAGUUAUAGUGGUGUGUGAAGUUAUAGUUGUCUGUGAAGUUAUAGUGGUCUGUAAGUUAUAAUGGCCUAUAAGUUAUAAUGGCCUGUAAGUUAUAGUGGUGUGUGAAGUUAUAGUUGUCUGUAAGUUAUAGUAGUUUUAAAGUUAUAGUGGUCUGUAAGUUAUAUUGGUCUCUAAGUUAUAGUGGUCUCUAAGUUAUAGUGGUCUCUAAGUUAUAGUGGUCUCUAAGUUAUAGUGGUCUCUAAGUUAUAGUGGUCUCUAAGUUAUAGUGGUCUCUAAGUUAUAGUGGUCUCUAAGUUAUAGUGGAUUGUGAAAUUAUAGUGGUCUGUAAAGUUAUGGUGGUCUGUAAAGUUAUAGUGGUCUGUGAUGUUAUGGUGGUUUGUAGUUUAUAGUGUGGAAAAAUAUAAACUGAAUAAUGAUGUGUCAAUUUCAUAAAUCAUUCAACUGGAUCAGCUAGAUUAACUUAAGGAUUCACUACAAAAGUAAGACUCUUCAAGUCUAAAACUGAUAGAAUUUUGAAGCGUUCAUUCAUUAUCUUUACACAAGUGAAUGCUUUAAAUAGGAUCCUCUUUCUAAAAAUUAUUUCAUACAAAUUUCAAUUGUUGACUAAUUAUUCAAUAUGAAUAAAUUCAGGUACAGAAAUGGUGUAUUACUGGAUGCCACUAACAACCCUAGGUAUGAAAUUCUGGGUUCCGGAAGACAACUCCGCAUUUAUCCAGCCCAGGUCAAGGACAAAGGUCGCUACACAUGUCUUGCAAGCAACAGAGCCGGUAAAGAUGAGCUGGAUUUUGAAUUGUCCAUUUUUGGUGAGUGAGGAUUGAUCCUGUGGUUGAAGUCAAUCAAAAAUUGUAUUUCUCUGUUAAUUUACAACUGCAUUUCUUCCUUUGUUUCUUUAAAACAUAAAGAAAAAUAACAAUCAACAAAUAGGCCAAUUAAUCCUAGUAAAAUUCUCUCUUACUUUACAUAAUAUUAGGGCACAAAGGAACAAUAUCUUUGUUAAACAUUCUUAUCUCGUCCACAUACGUUCAACAUCAACAUGUUAUAGCAUAUUUAUUAUGAUUAGUUUCAUCAUGUUAUUUCCCUUGACAUAUUAAAAAGUUGAAACAACUGUUUUUACUCCAAGAUGAGUUCUUUGAUCUAAUUUUUUUUUUUGAAAACUUAAAAUUGUUAAUCCAUGUUUUUCUUAAUUAUAAUGCGUAUUGAUAAAUAGCUUAAUAUUUUUAUUAAUUUAUAAAGACCUAUUUUAUAUUUAUCUUUUAUAUCUUGGCUUGCUAACAGUGGCCACUUACCACGCAGAUUUUUGUGUGUGAUGCUUUUCAGUUCCUCCAAGAAUUGACCGCCAAGCAAUAAGCUUCCAGCCAAAAGUAAUCAUCAACAGUUUUGUGACCAUACCCUGUCCCACUGUGGGUGUGCCCACUCCAAAAAUUGUUUGGUUCAAGGACGGACAACCUGUAGAGACGAGGGUGGGUGUGAUCGAGGCCAGAGCCAACGGAACUGAACUAGUGCUACAGCAAGCCCAGGUGGUGGACAGUGGUCGCUACAGGUGCGUGGCCACUAACCAGGCAGGGGAGGAUAGCCUCAUCUUUAAUCUCGAAGUACAAGGUAAAAAAUAUUUGUUGUAUUUGACUAUAAAUAAAAUCAUCUUGUUGCUUCCCUUUAGUAAUAGCAAUUCAUGAGUUUGAAACUGGGUCAAGAAUUAAGACAUAAUUGUCAAAAUAAGGCUAAUGAACAAAUAUGUAAAGUAGGUUUAUUUUAAUAUCCCAUAUUUGAUCGUGUGUGCAUAACAAUUACCACAGGAAGUAUAAAAAAACCUUAAUUUCAUGACUGCCCAUAUGGUUAAAUUCUAAUGUCUUAUUCUAACUCUAUUUCAAAACUGUGACAUAUUUCAGCGGAACAGUUUUUUAAAGUUGCUAGUUUAACUGUAGCAUUCGAUUGUAAAUUUCAGAUAUGUUAUCUUAGCCUGAAAAAUAUUUUAUACCUCUAAUCCCACCUUCCCACCUUCAGUCCCACCUUCCAUUCCAUCCGAGAACAUUAAUGUGGACUUAAAUGUCAUUGAGAAUGACACAACAACAUUAGAAUGCCCUGCCGUGGGUGUCCCCGAGCCCACCAUUAUCUGGUACCUGAACAGUUCACCCCUAGACCCGGAGCUGCAACCUGGGCUCACUCUUAGUGAAUCAGGCAAGCAGUUGAUGAUCACACCCACCAAGGUCACGGACACCGGGGUGUACACGUGUAUUGCCUCUAAUGAGGCUGGGGAAGCUGAGCAGACUUACAACGUCGAAGUUUGGGGUAUGGACUCAAAACAUUUUAUUAGCAUUAUUCCUCAAGAUUUAUAUGUCCAUACAAACAUUAGCAAAUCAUAAUAUAUGUUUUUGUGCACAUUAUAUAGGCCUACAUAUUAAAUCACCAUGUUACAUAAUAUUAGUUUUUAAAAACUUUAACUUUAAAAAAAGUCCAAAAAUAGCUUAUUUUCUAUGCAAACAUCAUAUUUUGGUGUAAAUGCAUUUUGAUAAAAACACUUUAAUAUUUUUUUUAAAAUUUACUGUUAAAAUUUUAAAAAAUAGACCCUGUAGGUACAUAAAAUUCAAAUUUUUUAGGUACUCAAUUUGAUUUAACAAAUUUUCUCUGUUAAUAAAAAAUUGUUUUUUCAAAUUUUUGUGUCUGCAAAUUAACUUCAAACUUUAACUUAUCGACAAUUUGGCGUUGAUGGUUUAGGGCUUCGUCAGUUGUCUAACAACAAAGAGCAGUGAGGCAAAAAAUUUUUUUUAAAGUAAUAGGGAGAAUAUUUCAGAGCUAAAUGGAAGAUGUGGAAUUUGUCCAUGACAAUCAACAUGUCAGGUCAUAUUGUGUUUCAUGGUGAAAAAAUAAAACAUAGAGGCAUUAACAUUAUGAUUGGUUAAAAAAAUAUAUGUUGUAGUUAAUUAAUUUAUUUUAGAUUCUUUAAACUCAGAUUUCCUAAAAAUAUUAGAUUUAUUAAGUAAGUCAGGAAUGAUAUUAUUAUAUUAAAACUAUUUUCAUUUGUGUUUAGUUCCUCCUGCCAUAGAUAAAUCAGCCCUACAGGCACAGCCCAGAGUCAUUAAAGGUCACACCAUCAGCAUCAACUGUCCAGUCUCUGGCAUUCCCUUCCCGACCAUCACCUGGCUCAAAGAUGGCCAAGAAAUGACUCGAGAUGCCCGUGUUCAGUUUUUGAGCAAUGGUCUGCAGUUACGAGUUGCUGAUGCCCAAGAAGAGGAUUCUGCAAUCUAUUCCUGCUUGGCUAAGAAUCCUGUAGGGGAAGACAAGGCUGAUUUCGAUUUGGCUGUGUUGGGUAAGUUGUGCCGGGUUAGUUGGACUGGGUUAGUUGAAUUGGGUUGGGUUAGGUGGGCUGGGUUAGUUGUGCUGGGUUAGUUGUGCAGGUUUAAUUGGUCUGGGUUAGGUGGCCUGGCUUAGUUGGGCUGGGCUAGUUGAACUGAGUUAGUUGGGCUGGGGUGAUUGAGCUGCGUUAGUUGGGCUGGGCUAGUUGAACUGAGUUAGUUGGGCUGGGGUGAUUGAGCUGCGUUAAAACAAAUUAAUGUCUAAUAAUUUGAAGAAAACUAUAACUAUCUUAUUACAAUCUUUUUUUUACCAGAUUCAUUCACAAAAUAAUGUUGGUUCAUCUUGAUGGCAUGUUAGCUUACUCAUUUUUAAUAUCCACAUUUCCAGUUCCCCCUUCCAUCGAUGAAUCCAAUGUUGUUUAUGACCGAAAAGUCAAUGUGGACAGAAGAGUUCAGCUGGAGUGUCCAGUGCAUGGAAUUCCUAUCCCCACUGUUGAAUGGAUGAUCAAUGGGCAGCCAGCUAAAAAAUUUGAGCACAUUGUGUAAGUAAACAGUAAACCCCACUAAUUAACCUUUGAGCAUGUCUGAGUCUGCUUAUCAUACUGUAGAUUGCGAUACAUGUUUAUCAAUAUAAUAAAAUCUCCGACUUAGGAUCAGCAGCAGAGUGAAAAGUGUUUAAUUCCCUAAGUUCCAAUCAGUUAAAUAAUUAUUUCACUUGUAUGUCUAUUCCAUGUGCAAAGGAAGGGGAAACUUGGGGCGGGGGGUGGGGGGGCGGCUGUUCUUUCCCAAGUGGCACAUUUGUUCUGUAUAUUGAGGGAUGGCAUUUUCGGCAGGGGGGCUAACCAUAUUUAGGUUGUUGAUCUGUUGAGAUGCUUUCAUUUUGCACUCAUUUCACUAUGCCUAUUAAUUUAAAAAAAAAUACCUUUAACCAUGACCUAUAGUUUUACAAAGCAAGCUACAGUUGUCAAUUAUAAUUUUAUGAGAAGAAAAAAAAUCUCUUUCAAAUUACCUUUUUUUUUCUUUCUGCUCUUCAUAUUUCAGGAAAAUUAAAUGUUAAAUCCAACAUUAGAGAGCAAAAAUCAAACAUAAAUUGUGUUUUUUAGAAAAUAAAAUGUCAUUUUACCCAAAAUUUCAAAAUCAGCUUGCUAGUAUAUUAUUAUUUCUAAAUAGGAAGGAUCAUAAGUUAAUAUUUUGCAAAACACAUAGCCCAAAUUUAUUCUGAGGAGCAAUGUAACAGUAGUUUGUGUCAUAAAAUGUUUAUUUUUAUAAUCUUUCUAUAGAUUGCUAAGUAACAACCGCAUCCUUGAAAUAGAAAAGGUCUCAGUCAGGGACACAGCCCUGUACACUUGCAUAGCCAGCAAUGAAGCAGGACAGCUUGAGAGGAACUUCAACCUGGAAAUACUUAGUUGGUUUUCUCUCAUUAAUUGUUGUGUUUCUUUUGUAGUUUUCGAUUUUAUAAUAUGUUAAUAAUGUUUUGACAGUUUUGAAGAGGCUAAUUUACUUAAUCCAGUGGCAAUAAAUAAGGGAUGUAUAGACCUUGGCAAAAAAGGUUAUUUAAGAGAGAGCGGUCCGCGUCUAUUUCCAUGGCCGCCAUCUUGGUUGCCUCGACCCGCGCACUUUUAUGUGUUCACUGGUCGAGGCAACCAAGAUGGCGGCCAUGGAAAAUUAAAAUAAUUCACUGAAGAAAACGUUACAAAUGUAUGAAAAAAUUGUCUUAAAUCGAUCCCUAUGCCUAACCCUUACCCUAAUCGAUCCCUAUGCCUAACCCUAACCCUAAAUCUAUCCCUAUGCCUAACCCUUACCCUAAAUCGAUCCCUAUGCUUAACCCUAACCCUAAAUCUAUCCCUAUGCCUAACCCUUACCCUAAAUCGAUCCCUAUGCCUAACCCUAACCCUAAAUCUAUCCCUAUGCCUAACCCUUACCCUAAAUCGAUCCCUAUGCCUAACCCUAACCCUAAAUCUAUCCCUAUGCCUAACCCUAACCCUAAAUCUAUCCCUAUGCCUAACCCUAACCCUAAAGCGAUCCCUAUGCCUAACACUUACCCUAAAUCGAUCCCUAAGCCUAACCUGAACCUUAAAAACUAGCCGUAAAUCCACAAGUGAAAACACAUGGAAUUUCACACUUUGGCAAGAAAAGUAUAAAAAUUAACAAAAAACAAUAAAAAAGGGCCUCAAAUAAUUAUCAACUGAAGAAAUAAUGAAAAUCCAACUUACAGUUUCAUGCAAUACACUUUUACACACUUUAUUUCAGGUUUUAAUGAAAAUAUAGCCACAAAAUGAAUAAAUCUCCACACCCCACAGACACCCCAAAGAUAUCAAAUGUGGCAGAACAAAAGAAAUAUGAUAAUGAGCCAACCAAUGAAAAUUUUAAAAUUAUUAUUAAUCAACCAAUAAAAUUUUAAUUCCGAAAAUGUAACUCUUUUAACAAAAAAUAAGAAAAAAAUAAGGGGAGUGAAUCCAAAUUAAAGUCGUCGUGGGCCGCUCAAUCUGAAACAGCCGCAAAAAAUAAAUGAUGUAUGGAAUAUGACAAUAAAUAAAUGAUGUAUAGACUAUGACAAUAAAUAAAUGAUGUAUAGACCAUGGCAAUAAAUAAGUGAUGUAUAGACUAUGACAAUAAAUAAAUGAUCUAUUGACUAUUGCAAUAAAUAAACUAUUUAUAGACUAAGGUGAUUAUUAUAAUACAGGUUAAUGUUUUAAUACAAGCCUUUAACAAAAUACUAUGGCAUGAAUGAAAGUAAAUAUUAUCAUGACACACACAGUAGGAAGUUUUAGAAUAUUGAUAAUUUAUAUUUAAAACCUAUUUUUCCUUAGUCCCUCCAACUAUUGACCAGACUGGACCAGGUAACCUAAUUGUGGUUCAAAAUGACACCAUCAGGAUUCAUUGUCCAGCCACUGGAAUACCUGACCCCGACAUUAUGUGGAUGAAAGAAAAGGUUUGUUUCACUGAUACUUUCUGGAUUCAGAUUUUUUAAUAGCCCCAUGCCUUAUCAUGACUCAGUUUAUUAUAUAUAUUAUAUAUGAGAGCUAGCCCGCCAGUUCUGUUUGAAUCUCAUCAGAGAUGUUUUUUUGGCACCUAAGACAAACAAUUUUAAAAUAGGUUUUAUUAUAAAUGCUGCAUGUUGUCAUAAUUUUUCAAUAAAACAGUAACAGUGGUCAUGGCAGGAACACUACCAGUUGCUGAGCCAUCUUUCAGUGUCUUGAAUUUAUUCAAAAUGCUCAUUUGCAUUUUAAAAUUAAAUACCAUAUCAGGAUUUAAAUAAUUGUGUAUUUUGGUCAAGUGAAUACAUUCUCAUUGCUUUCUUCCAUAAUUUGAUAUCUAUAUUUGUCAAGUAAAACAUAUUUCGGAAUACAAAAAAAAGGGAGAAAAAAAAAUGGGGGGGGGGGGGUGUGAUUGACUUGUCUAAUCUUUACUCCUCUAAUCUUUACUCCUCUAAUCUUUAGCUAAAAAAUCAGCAUAGUCAGAAGAUAUGGUUCAAUUAAAAUAAAAGUCUUACAUUUUUCAAUGUUUGGAUUUGCAUCAUUGAUUCAAUGUUACUUUUGGGUCUAAUGUGUCUGAUGUAUGAUGAAGAUUGUCCAAUGUGUCUGAUGUAUGAUGGAGAUUGUCUAAUGUGUCUGAUAUGCUUGAUGGUGAUUGUCCAAUGUGUCUUAUGUAUGUUGGAGACAGCCGUAUGACAUCCUAUUGCCUCCUAGUUUGGAUUACGAAUUUAAACAUUUAAAAAAAAUGUGUUUAUUUGUUGUACCGCAACCCACUUGCUGCUCCCAAAUUGAUUGUCUUCUUGUCAACAAAGUCCAAAAGGUUGUUUAAGUCAUUCAUCUUUUGUUACAGAGGCCUUUCCUGGACUUCCCAUAUGUAGAGCUCCGUCUUCUCAAUGAUGACCAGACUCUGGAGAUCAGCAAUGCCCAGCUGGAUGAUGCAGGGAACUACAGCUGCCGGGCAUCAAAUCCUGCUGGUAUAGAUGACAGAGCAUUUAGUCUUCAAGUUCAUGGUAAAACAUUAUAUUUUGUAACAGUAAUUAUAUAAUGUAAUAGUGAUCUUAUAUUGUAAUAGUGAUUAUAUCAUAUUGUUUUUUAGUAAGCUUUAAGAGUGAAUAUUGUAAUGGUUUCCACAUUGAAAUAAUGUAAAUAUAAAACAAAAACAUUUUAAUUGUGUAAAUAUGAAACAAAACAUUGUAGUUCUGUAAACAUGGAAAGUAAUUUGUAAAAGUGAAAAAAAAAAAUUAAAUAGCAGAUUUUAAAAAUGUUCUUAUCUUGUUGAGUAUUAAAAAAAAAUCUCUCUCCAAUUUUGACAUUUUGUAAAAAAAAAAUCUUUCAUUAAUGGAAAGUGUAAAAAGAAGUCAGACUUUUUCCCCUCAGGAUGAAUUCUAAAGGAUCUGUUAGCACUCUCUCUCUCUGAAAAUUUACUAGUGAGAGUUUUUGGCAAAUCUAACAAAAUCUGAAAGGCCGGACUUUUAAAACUAUACAUUAAUAUUUUUAUAUGCACGCAAUCUAUAAAGGCACACAUUUGAGUCUAUCGUCCUUAUUUAAAAAAACAAACUUUUAAUUCUAGUUAAUUUGUUAUUUAUUCCAUCGACCACAGUGCCCCCUUUGAUAGGCAAGCCAACACCUGACAAACUUCAUGUGAUUGAAGGGCAGUCCAUCUCAAUGAGGUGCUCUGUAACGGGCACUCCAGAGCCUUCUAUUCUGUGGUUAAAGGAUGGAGCCGUCAUUUUGGAAGACAAAAAUGGUCAUAAGCAAGUAUGUCAAUUUUUUAACUUUACUAUUACAAAAAUCAGUCUUGACUUGUACAAGCGUAAAGGGAAUCAUUAACCCUGUGACAACUACCAUUUCAUACCUUUGCUCUCUAUUGCUGGCAAGGUACUCGCUAUAGUCCUUCUAAACCAUCUUAAUUCCUAUCUUGAGAAGGGCCUCUUGCCAGAAAGUCAAUUCUGUUUGCACAAAGACGACAUAACUAUUGAUAUUGUAUUCGUGGCCAGACAGCUGAAGUAAAAGCAUCAGGAAAAGAAUAAUGACCUCUUCUCCACCUAUGUAGACCAGACAGUGUCACUAGAGAAGGUCUCUGGAAGAUCAUGGCCAAAUAUGGAUGCCCAAGAAAGUUCAUUUCAUUGGUGCAGCAAUUCAGUGAUAUUAUGCACGUUCAGGAAAAUAGAAAGAUGUCCCAAUCAUUCCUCAUGUCUAAUAGUGUCAAACAUGGUUGUGUCCUGGCACCAACACUUUUCAGUCUCAUGUUCUCUGCCACGUUGUCUGAUGUUCUCAGUGAGGGAGACAUUGGAUUUGGCAUCGGAUACUGCAUAGAUGGUAAAGUUUUUAACCUCAGGGGAUUCCGUGCUAAAUCCACCGUCCUGACAGACAUCAUCAGGAACUUUCUGUAUGCAGACGCCUGUGCCCUAAACACUGAAUCAGGGGGCCAAUACGCAAUGCAGUGUUGCCAACAUCUCAGACGCCUGCACAAGCUUUGGUCUUACCAUUAAAACAAAAAAGCCUCAGGUCCUGCACCAACCAGCUCCUUGCUGAGCCCAGUGUCCAAGUCAAUAGUGAAAGGCUUAAAGUAGUAACAGCUUCUCUUAUCGUGGCAGCGCACCGUCCCAAAGUCUAACCAUCAAUGAUGAGGCAAAAAUUUGAAUUCGAAGAGCCAGCGCAACCUAUGGAAAAAUGUCUAAGAAUGUGGGGACAAGGAGAGGCAUCAGCAUCCAAACAAAAACAAACGUUUAGAAGGUGGCUAUGCCCUUGAUGCUACUAUAUGCAAGUGAAACAUGGACAGUCUAUCAUAACAGUGAUAUUAACAUUUGAUGUUCUUGAUAAAAGGUUACAUAAAAAAUUUAAAUGCUUUAAAAAAUUGGCUACAUGGGACCAGUAAUCCACAAUAUUAACCUCUGAAUUUGAAAAAAUAGGUAUUGGACAAUGACAUGACCUUACAAAUUGUUGAUGCCCAUCCGGUAGACAGAGCCAGGUACACCUGUCAUGCCGAGAACCAUGCUGGCUUUGCUGAGAAAUACUUUGACCUGGAAGUAUAUGGCAAGUUAUUUUUUAAAAACUAAUGUAAUUGAAAUCCAAUUAGAUAAUAGACACCUUCAUAAAACUGUUCUUUUUUAUUUAAACACUGCUCACUUGGUGUAGUUGGUCAUAAAUAAAUUUGUAAUAAUAUUACAAAUUUCAGGAGUCAGAAACAGCAUCCAUUUUGGCCAAAUAAUAUGAAUCAUUUCUUUUUUUCGGGGGUGGCCGGGGGGUGGGGGGUGGGGUUAGCUAUUUACCACAAAAAAAAAAAAUUUCAUUCCAAAAUUUAAACAGUUUCUUCAUUUACAGACUUUUUGAAAUGGGUUGAACUACUGAUGUAAAUUUUUUUGAAAUUGAAAAAAUUUUGAAAGAGAUUUCCUACCAGUGUAAUAGCUUGUUAUAACUUUGAAUGUUGCACUACCAACACAGAGCCUGCCAGGAUCAAUGGAUCAGGUCGCCGAGUGGAGGUUCCGGUCAUUGUGAACCAAGAGGUCUUUCUUACCUGUCCCGCCGAGGGUGUCCCCACUCCCACGAUCACAUGGCACAGAAAAAACAACCCCAUACCCACGUAUGGCAUGCCCAACAUACGUAUUCAGGUAACUUCCAUUUAUACCUCCAGAUGGCAUGCCAAACGUGUUUCUUAUGUAUUGAUGUACCUUUAAUUUUAACCCCCAAUGAUAUGUACAACAUAUUUAGGUAACUUACAUUCAUAUAUUCAUAGGGUAUAUCCAACAUAUGUAUUCAGGUAACUUCCAUUUAUACCUCCAGAUGUCAUGCCAAACAUAUUUCUUAUGUAUUGAUUUAACGUUAAUUUUUUUGUGAUUUACAUUCAUGCAUUCAUAGGGUAUAUCCAACAUAUGUAUUUAGGUAACUUGUAAUUAAUAGGCUCAUUUGGUAAACACACACACACAAUUGAUGGAAUGUCUUACAAAAAUUACACUUUUACAAAUUUCUUAUGUUUAAAAGCUAUUUUAUAUCACAGUUUAAAAUUAGAGUGCAUAAGAUUUUUAAAAUUAUUUCUGUAUCAGGAAAUGGGCAGACAACUGGUGAUUAUCUCGGCACAACUCCUUGAUUUUGGAGACUACACUUGCACAGCUAGAAAUGAUGCAGGAGAAGAUAGGCUGCAGUAUAUUGUUACAAUUAUGGGUAAGAGUGAUGAAACUUAUCAAUUCUCCAAUUGAAUAUUUUUGGUUUUUAAAACUGGUUUAUUCAUUUAAACCAAAUUUGAUGUUUUUGAUAAUCAAAUUUUACACAUAGAAAUAUUCAGAAAACCCAAAGAAGUUCAGACUAUGUGUAAUUUCUUUUUUUGGGGGAAGGAUGGGUCUCCCAAUAAUUUAUAUUAAAAAAUAACCCAGUGUACACAUAAUACCCCAUUUAACAACAAGCAACUCAGUGUACACAUAAUACCCCAUUUCACAACAAACAACAUAUUGUUCAAAUAACCCAUUUAACAACUAAUAACUGAUAAUACAAAUUACAACCCUUUGCACAACAAACAAACCAUUGUACAAAUGAUAACCAUUUAACAAGAAAUAACCCAUUUUACAAAUGAUAACCUUUAAGAACAACCCAUUGUACCAUCAGUGACCCAUUGCACAAAUGAUAACCCAUUGUAAAAAUGGUAACCUAUUUACUUAUUUAAGACUGACAACCCAUUGUACAAAUGAUAAGCCAUUUAAGACUUAACAUCCCAUUUAUACAGCUAACAACACUAAAGUUUUUCAAUCAUUAUGGUCUGGGUGGCUUGAACCCACAUCUUAUUUCUUAAGCUUUGUUAUCACAUUUACACAGAACUGAUCCCUAAAAGUAAAUUUUUUAAUAAUAGAUCAUGAGUAACAUUAUUAUUAAAAUACAAUAAAAAAAUAAUGAUACUCAUGUUACAAGACAGACUAAUGAAAACAUUUUAAAGUAUGGGCAUUGUGCUUUUCAUUAAAUGAUAAUUUUUGUGUGUGUUUUUGUUAGUUCCACCUGAGAUUGAAGAAGGACCAACAGAGGCAGCGGAAAUCAUCAACUCUCGAGUUCUCUUGCAAUGUGAAAGCAGCGGUAAGCCGACGCCUGUGGUAUCCUGGACCAAAAACGGACAACCUUUCCCGACCACAGGGCUUAGGCAUAGGAUGCUGCCAUCAGGAUCUCUGGAGUUUAUGGUGGUCAGACUUGAAGAUGAUGGAGUUUACAGGUGUGUGGCCAGCAACGCUGCAGGAAAUGCCACAAGGACUGUUCAACUGCAAGUACAAAGUAAGUGAUGUAGGAUAAUGAUAGCAUCUCAGCUGUGACACCAGUAGGCCGUUAAAGGCAGUUUGGGGCCAUCUCUAUAUGACGCCAAGCUGUUUUGGCUGGUAUUGGACACCCCCCUCACCCAUCCAUCUUCACAACUCCGUCACACAAUUUAGGCACCCUCAUAAUAGAUUGUCACAAAUGUUUGAGCGUGUACUUGUUAGAUUGCUGACAUCUUUUAUGGACGGCUCCUUAUGUCAAUUUAUUGCAAUCAAGUAAUUUUAAAAACAUUUAAAUUGACCUUUAAAUGAGGUCAGGUCAGUACAAGAGAGAGGGUCAUCUUUCAUUUAAAAAAAUUGUAGCAGAAACAUUGGGCAGUUUGCUUUUUACUCAAAAUAAAAUGUAUUUUACACAGAUGGCUAGAUCAUUCUGUGAAGAAGGCAUGUGAGAUAAUGUGUUUCUUUUGGAUCUUGAAGAUGUCAAGAUAAUCACUUAGUCUCAACCAAAACAUGUUAAGAAGGGAAAAAUGAAAAUGUCAUUGAUUUUCUUUUCAGUCCCGGCAAAAAUUCUAAACCGUGGUCAACCAACAAUUAGAGGAUCAGAGCGUGAGUCAGUAAUUUUAACAUGUGAUGUGGAGGGCUCACCUGCCCCAACUUUGUAUUGGCUCAAGUACAGGCAACAUGUGGAGACUGAUGCUCGUAAGAACUAUCAUUUAAAAAAAUUUUUUUUUUAAAUGUCUCUUUUCUUAAGAACAAAAUGAGAGAUUCCACUGAAGCAUUCCAUUAAUUAAAUACUUAUGAAUCAACAGUCAACAGAAUUUUUAAAUAUUAUAUUAAGUGCAUUUAUAAAAAUAUUAUAUUAAUUUAGUUGACCUUAAAUAAUAAAUGACAAUAAUCUGAUUUUGGUAACUAUUGCCGUGCAGUGACAGAUGGUGUAGAGAGUGGGCUAAUCCCUUUUAAUGGCUUUUUAAUUUUUAAAAUUGUAACAAAAUAAUAUUCAGUACAUUAAGCAGUGUAUACAUAUUCCAUUACAUGCAUGUCAUGCCAUCUCUCCUUGAGACACCGACACCUACCUCAUUUUUUUAUCAUUUACAAAAAACAACCUGCAGGUAUUAAAAUAAUGGAGAAUGGAUCUCUGCUAAUCUCAUCACUGGACCGAAAGGAUGCCGGAGUGUAUACAUGUUUGGCCCAAAAUAGCGCAGGGACAGACAGUCGAGACAUAAGGUUGAGAGUACAAGGUAGAGUACAAGAUGGGAGUGUUAAAUCUAAGGAUAUUGUGGAGAAGACUUAAGUGUAUUUUGCUCAAAAUAAGGUCCUACUUAAAAAAAAUCUAGUGAUAUGCAUAAAGUGAUUGGUAUUGUACACUAAGCUGGAGUAGUGAUUGGUAUUGUACACUAAGCUGGAGUAGUGAUUGGUAUUGUAUACUAAGCUGGAGUAGUGAUUGGUAUUGCACACUAAGUUGGAGUAGUGAUUGGUAUUGUACACUAAGCUGGAGUAGUCAUUGGUAUUGUACACUACCCAUUAUUUGGCAUAGAACACAGAUAUUUCAUAUUUUAUAUAUAAAUUGCGAUAUUGUGUCAUUAAAAAAGAAGAGGAAGCUCAACCUAUUACUCUGCCUUGUUAGUAUCAUUGUAAACACUGUAUUGCCUGCAUAGAAAGGGCUGCUAAAUAUCCAGAACACUAUACUUUUAACUAUUUUGUGUUUUUUGUUAAUCCUACAACAGAAAUUUAUUUAAUUUUUCAAAAAGCCAAUGAUAGAACAGCUUAGUCUAGUGCAUAUUACUUAUGGUGAGGAAAUCAAUAAUAUUCUAAUAACUAUUUUACUGUAAAGAGCUUCUAUUUAAAAUAUUUUCAUCUGUCUAAGAUAAGAAUAAUUACUAACUGUCGUAAUAAUAUUAGAGUCUUUAGAGACGGUAUUAGAGCAGUUCAUUUGUAAAAAAAAUUGUUACAUGAUAAACUGCUAUGGUUAUUGAUGCUGAGUUGUUGCAUUCUGCAUUCACAGAACCACCAGAGAUCUUUGUACCUCAGACAGAUUUUACAGUGCUCCAGAAUCGAACCAUAGUUCUUCCUUGUCAAGCCAAUGGUCGUCCCAGGCCAAAGAUAAUUUGGGAAAAAAAUGGCCAAGAAAUAACCACCUCAACCAAUCACAGGCUGGGAUACGGCAGAGUCCACUACAUAAUACUGCAGACUGGUGGACUGGCCAUACCACAUACAAGGUACUAACUGCCACAUACUAGGUACUAAUCUACCACAUACAAGGUACUAACUUCCACAUGCUAAGUACUAACUGCCUCAUACUAGGUACUAUCUACCACAUACUAGGUACUGUCUACCACAUACUAGGUUCCACAUGCUAGGUACUAACCGCCACAUACUAGGUACUACCUACCACAUACUAUGUACUGUGGACCACAUACUACCACAUACUAGGAACUAUCUACCACAUGCUAGGUACUAUCUACCACAUGCUAGGUCUAACUACCACAUACUAGGUACUAACUACCACAUACUAGGUACUAACUACCACAUGCUAGGUACUAAAAAGGGUUUAUACAUUUUACUCAACAUGCAAUGGUUAAAUACCAAGUCUUUCUAUUAAAAUUUUUUUUAAUCUCUCAUAAUAAUAUAUAUUUAUAUUAUAUAUACUUUGUGAGUGCAGUACAUAUUUUGAACACUGCUCUCCUCUUUUCUAUCAGUAUAGCAAUAAAAUAAGCUUACUGUUGUUCAUCAUUUUGUUCAAUUUGUUUUUUGUUAGAUCUGAAGAUGCCGGCACUUACAAGUGUAUAGCUGAGAACAGUGCAGGACAAUCAUUCCAAACACUCAAGUUGACAGUACAAGGUAAAAUUACAAGGCUUCAUAUCACCAAAUUCACAAUCUGAUUAUGGUAAUAUUCAUCCUUACCCUCCCUUACAAUUAAAUUAUGCCUAACUAAAAUAUUAUUAGCUAAGUAGAGAAAUAUUUGGUUUAAAAAACAUCAAAUUAACUAUUGAAAACCCCCCACUGUUUUAACUACAAUUUUUAUACAGGGUGGGCCAAUAAAAGUGAGAACAUCUCGUAAAAUAUUACGCUAUGAGAUGUUCUCACUUUUAUUGGCCCACCCUGUAUAAAUUUUACAUUAUUGUCAUUAAUAUUGACAGAUUAGAAAGAGAAAUCCUUGCAGCUUUUGCAUAUUGGUCAUGAUCAAGUGAUUAAAUUUUUGUGGUUGCUAAGUGACCUUCUUGUUCAUAGGUUUUGUUACUUAUUACCAGUCUAAGAUAAUCCUCCAACUGCCUCAAAUCUGAGAGAAGAGUAAUGUUCUCAUUAUAAACAAAAUAAUAAUUAUACCAAUGGAUAAUUUUUGAUGCAAAACUUUUAAUAAUAAUGUUCAGACUCAGCAUUAAUUAGAUACAUUAUUAUUUAUGCAAACAGUGCCUCCAGUGAUAGAAGCAGCACUUCGUCAAUUUGUUGUUUCGGUUGGGGACAGGACAACUCUGCCAUGUAAAACAGUGGGAUUUCCAAUACCAACGAUCAUGUGGACUAAAGACAGACGUCGUAUCGACCCAAGGGAUCCCAGAUAUCGAUUUGAAUCUGAUGGAAGUUUAACAAUCGAAAACAUCAAUGUAAGAUCAAAAUGCACCUUUGUUUUUAUGAUAUAUAUUUUGGUGUUUUACUAGCUAGUUUUUGCAGUUAAAGGUUAAAGGGCAUAGUGAUAAUUUAAGGCAUUAGUUUUUAUUUCAAUGAAUUUAUUAAAAUGAUAAUAAUCUCUUUACUGUAAGGCUGAUGAUGCAGGGGACUUCAUUUGUACAGCAGAGAAUUUGGUAGGGACAGACUCACAGAGCAGACUGCUUAGAGUUCAAGGUCAGAAUUUAUCUUUUGUUUUUAAAAAUGUAUUUACUUAAAUCAAUCACAAAAAAAAAAGACCUGAUUUCAUAUCAUUUACUCAUUAACAUUUUUUAAAGAAAUAUUUCUCACCCCAUCUAAAUUUGUGUGAUUUUUCAUUGACGUGGUAUGGACAAAUGGUAUUAGUUCAAUAUUUGAAGUAGUUCCUUGACGUGGUAUGGUUAAAAUGGUAUUAGUUCAAUAUUUGAACUAGUUCAUUGACGUGGUAUGAUCAAAUGGUAUUAGUUCAAUAUUUGAAAAUUUCUACCAAUUUAACCUAUAAUAAUCACAUAUUUAUGUUCAUAGACAUUGGGAUGGGGGGAAAAUGUGGCACAAUUGCUUCCCCUAGAUUUGAGGGACACUAUUACAAAUAUAAUAUCCCUUUUCAUAUUUAUUCUUAUGGUACAAUUUUAAGUGCCUGAUGCUACUCUCAUCCACUUUGGUGGAAUGCCCAAAUGGGUUAUAUUUUUUGAAAGUCUGUGUCAUUUGCCCUCUUUUCUCUAUCAUUUAUCUUUGACCAGUUCCCCCUGUGCUUGUGACCCUACCAAAAGACAGAGAGCUGACAGUAAACACCAACUUCCAGAUGUCCUGUGCAGCUAAAGGGGUGCCGACUCCAGUGAUUACUUGGAUGUUAAAUGGAAAGCAAAUCCCAGGUAGCUUUUUUAAAAAUGCUGGUGAUAUAAUAAGAGACUUAUGGCUGUCAUGCACUUCCUGGUUCAAGUGUCAUGAAUAGUUUCUGAUUUGUUUCAAGAAUAUUUAUAGAUUGAGUGCAUGAGCCAUGAAAAUGUACAUGUGAUACAAGGUAUGAACUAAUAAUAUCACUUGAUAAAUGUUAAUUCACCAAGAAUCCCAACAUUCUACCAAAUUACUUGAUGAAAAUGUUGACCCCACUACUAGUGCUUUAGUAUGAUGUGUUUUAGGGGUACUUAUGGAGGGGUAGUACCUAUGAUUGGAAAGUAGCUAAAUAAUCUUUGGUCCCUGCAUGGUGCUCGGCUGUGACCUGAGGCUCCAAGAAGCUGUAGCAUGCGCAACAGCUGCUACACCACUGAAAAGGACUUUGACCAACUCACUAAACCAAAUCAAAUCUUUGGUCAACAGGGCUUGACCCCUGUAGCAUGUGUUAAUUGUUCUGUAUUGAUGUUUCAUUUCUAAAAAUGAGAUCACCAAUUUGCAUUUUUUAAACCCUCCUUGUUGAUAGAUGAAAACUAGUUUCUAUUUAAACUUUAAUAUGAUGCAGUUGGUCAUAAAUGUUGCCAUGUUUACUUGAACUGCUUCUGUCUCAGCCCCUGCCAGCCUCAAUGGAGCUAGCACGCUAACAGUGAGGAAUGCCAUGAAAGAAGAUGCUGGAGAGUACACCUGUGUGGCCACCAACCCAGCAGAUAACCAGCAGGUCACUGCAAGUGCCAGGGUCAUCAUCAAAGGUUUGUAUUACAUGGUUAACAGACAAAGCUCAUUAAAAUUUGUGAUCUAAAAAUGCUUUUGUAUCAAGAUAUUAAAUUAAAAACAUUAUGAAAUAAUAAAAUAUAUAUAUAGACUUAUUAGAUUUUCUUAGAUAGCAACUUCUAAGAGUAACUUUUUUACCGCAAGUCCUUAUCUGAUGAAUUUUUUUUAUGAUAGAACAUUUUAAUUUGAAAUUUUAUGUCCACGAUGAUGACUUUUGGUCAAAAACUGAUAACAUUACUGAGCAUCUUUAUGUUAUUAAUAAAUUCUAGUUCCGCCAAGAGUGAUAGUGCCACCACUGGACUGGGCUGUUAAGAUUGCUGAGAAAGUGAUUCUGGAUUGUUCUGUUGGUGGGGACCCAGCUCCUGAGAUCUUGUGGACCAAAAACAGUCGACCUGUGGAGCUUGGAGAUAGAAUCCAACAGUUGAACAAUGGUUCUCUAAUUAUUUAUGAUGCUACAGUAAGUUCUGGAUUUUGUGAUACUAAAUUAAGUUAUAGACGCAAGGCGGACAGACUAAUGAGCUAAUUAGAUAUUCACUUUUUUUAUUGGCCUACCAAAACUUUAGGAAUCCACUUGGGUCUGAUUUUUCUGGCUUUGUUCUCCGUCCAAAGUACAAAAUUGAAUAGCAUGUUUUAAUUAAGUACAUUUUUUACACAGAAUAUAAUGGGGUUUUCAAAGGUACAGUUUAACUUGUUAUAUAAAAGUAUUUAUCCUAUGACAAUUUCUAAAUAAAUGGAAUUCUUCAGGAAACUAAUAUCUUUUCCUCACUUGAAAACGUAAUCUAAAUUAUAGUAAAUUAUAAAUCUUUCUUCCUUCUAAUGAUACAAUAUUUUAUGGUAAUUUAAAAAAAAAAAUUUGUUACCACCAGGCCUCAGAUGCUGGCCAGUACAAAUGUAUAGCAAUCAAUGAUGCAGGCACAUCUGAAGCCCAGUCAGUUGUAACUGUUAAAUGUAAGUGUUCUCACAUCAUGUUAAUUAAUAAACAUACUAGUAAUUCACAAAUAAAAUAUCUAUCAAUUUAACUGUAACAUGAUUAUUUUUAAAAGUGCAUUAUUGUAGGACUUUUUCUUUCACCUCAACAUUUUCAUACAAUCUCCAGCUGAACCAAAAUUUAGGAUUGAGCCGAGCAACGCUUUAGUGGAGAUUGGUGACACUGUCCUGUUCGACUGCACAGCCGAGGGUGUACCACCACCGACAAUGUUUUGGUGGAAGGAAACAGAUGAGAUUGUUUCAGGGGGGAGAGUAGCAGUGUUAAACAACAAUUCUCUUAGGUCUGAUUAUUAUAAAACUACAGUCUCAACAAUUUCUUUAUUUGAUCAACAGCUCAUUCCCUCUUUAUCAAAGCCAUUUAAUGUCAUUAAAAUUGAAAAAAUUUUGUUAAUUAGCUGGAUUUUUAGUUUGUCUCACUACAGUUUUAAACUAUGUAUUUUUAUACAGAUUAAUAAUCUGCAAAAGAAAUUUAAUUUAUUUAUCUAGUUCAUCAUAUUCAUGACUAGUUAAAUAGACAAUGCUCCCACUAUGUAAAGAUAUCACUUUACCAAAAUUUAAAAUCUGUGAUUGAACACUUCCAUCAACUAUAAAACUUUUCCAGUGUGAAUUGUGCCAAUUUAAGUUUAACUUGAAAAAUAUUUUCAUAGCUAUUACUAUUAGCUGUAGACUGUAGAUAAAAAAAAAGUGCUCAUAAUAAACACAGACUAGUUAAAAGUUUCCCUGAACAAUAAGUUAGCUCCAAGAUAUUCCUGAAUGAAUAAACUAUAGCCGAGUCUACAAUGUUAUCCAUUCCUAUUUAUUAUUUUUAAAAAGCAUAGGCCUACUUGUAUGAUUAAAAAUAUUGAUUGAAUGAUUUCAUUGCACUUCAAAAUCCAUUUUGCAGGAUUGUAGCUACUCAGCAAUCAGAUGCUGGAGUGUACAGAUGCUUUGCCGUUAAUCCACUGGGUAAAACCUUUGUGGAAACAUACCUUAAUGUGGUAGGUUAGUAUUUCUUUUUUCAAAUUAUUAUAGUUUUCUUUCAUCCUUUUUUUCUGAGUGAAUGAACAAAUUUUUAAAAUUUUAAACAUUUACCUCUUUUAAAUUUAGUUUAAAUACAUUUUAAUUGAAUUACUAAGUCUUUUUUAGGCAUAUUCAAUUAAUAAAUUUUAACAUUAUUUUUUUUACUUGGUAAUUCAUUACCUUAGUUUCUGAAUUAAACAAAUGAAACUGACACUUCAGGCAUUUAUUAUGACAUCCAAUUUCUUAUACAUUAAUAUAAGAAGCUUUAUUUUAAAAUUGUGUGAAAAAUUGUAUGUAUUGAUAUACUUUUGAUAAAUUGGUUAAUUGAAACUUGAAAACAAUAUUUUGGAAAUGGUUUCUAAUUUAAGUAUAAUUAUUGUUCCAGUUCACGGGGAGUUCUCUCAAUGGGGAGAGUGGGGUGCCUGCAGCACCAGCUGUGGGAAGGGUGAUCGCUCUCGACGUCGUACGUGUGAUAACCCACCUCCAGAAAAUGGUGGCAGGGAUUGCGUGGGCCCAAGGAUUGAGUACACCAGCUGUGUUGUGGAACUUUGUCCAGGUACAUGCCUCUAAGCAAAUAGCUAUUCUGGAUUUUAUUAUGAAUGUGGAUGCUUGUAUUUAGAAAAUAAUAAGUUAUUAAAUAUGUUUUAGGGAUUCAUAUUGGAAACAGGAAUUAGCAGGAAUUUUUUAUGUGUCUGGAUUUGAUUUGAUUAGCUCUGUAAUUUUAUUGUAAUACAGAAAUAAUAAAUGUGUACGCAUGAUAAAUGAUUAUAAUGCAAGUUCAUGAUAAAUGAUUAUAAUGCAAGUUCAUGAUAAAUGAUUAUAAUGCAAGUUCCUUCUGUCUGCUCUCAUGUGUUGUUAUUUAUUAAUUUUUAGUCCAUGGGAACUGGGCACCCUGGGGUCAAUGGAGUGAGUGUAGUUUGACCUGUGGUGGUGGCCAGAGAAAGAGAUUAAGAACUUGCAGCAAUCCUGCUCCUAGUGGCAGUGGUCAGCCAUGCAUAGGCAGUGGGGAUGAGACGGAAACCUGUAACACACAGGGAUGUCCAGGUGAGUGGUCAUUAAUCUCUGAUCGUCCGGAUGAUCAGUCAUGGGAAAUUUUUAUAUCUCUUGAUAUUGUGCUUUGUUUGCUGCUGUAAAGAUAUGAACACCAUAGAUAAAAUUAUAUGAGCUAUUUUAAUACAAAAUUCUGUAACUUAAAAUAAAUUAUUAAAAGUAAACCAAUUUUAAAAGUUAUUUUGAAUAUAAAUAUACAAAAAUUAAAAUCAAUUAUUUUUUUAAAAGCUUUAUUAUGAAAUAAAAAUUAUAAAGGAUUUGUUAAGAGGUAAAAACUAGUAAUGAUUAUUGAUUUAAAUUAUGAAUAAUAAAAAAAAAAAUUAAUUUAAAAAAAAAAAAUAAUUUUUUUUUCUAUUAUUACAUUUCUUUGUCACUUCUUGAUGCUGCAGUGGACGGCAAAUUUUCUGAAUGGUCUGCCUGGUCAGAAUGUUCAACAACAUGUGGGCCAGGCACUAAACAGAGAGCCAGAGAAUGCAUACAGCCAGCGUUUGGUGGCAGGAGAUGUUGGGGUGACACUACUGAAGUGGUAGCAUGCAACCUGGGCUCCUGUUAUUGUAAGCAGUGUGUUUGUUUUCUUAGGAAUAUGAUAUUUUUUCUAUAUGGCAACCAUGCUGUGAUCACACAUUGUAGGUCAAAUGCUUGUUUUGUUAGGAAUAUAACACUUUUAUAAAUGGCAAUUAUGUUUGGCUUACAAAUCAGCUGUCUUUCCAUUCAGUUGAAUGCAAUAAUGCACACAAGAAUUGAAAACCAGCUCAAUGGUUUAAUUCAGUUUUUUUAAAGUAAUGAUCAAUUUAUGGCUUAGGAAAUAUAUCGUUACCUGAAACUCAUCAAGAUUACAAAUGCAAAUUUGUAUGUAUGUUGGUUCAUUUUUUUCUUCCAAUUUCUAAAAAAACUACCUUAAGUUGUUGCUAUUCCAUAUAGUAUCUUUACUGAUUAACUUUGAAAGAAACAUGGUCAAAAUCAAUAAAAAUCAUAGGUCCAAUGUUUGUUAAGAAAUUAAUUUAUUGUAUAAAUUUUGUAUGUUUGUUAAAAAUUGCUAGCUGACGCAACUUUUAUUUACAUUAAUGUAGUCUAGUCCUGCAAUGUUAAGAUUUGAUACCAUUUUAUUUCCACUUUAAUUUCAAGAUUUGAAUUAAAACCCAAACUUAAAAAAUCUUACAGCAUUGCCACGAAUUGCAGAGGGUAACAUAAUUGGCUACAUCAAUGGUAUUGACAUUGUGGAGACCAGUAUCACGGCCGAGAUGAUACCAACAGAAACUGGAGUCACACGCAUCGAGGCCACAGUUAGAAAUGUGCCCCCAGGGAUCAGUAGGACAUUUUUCUUAACAAAACUAUAAUAUAAUUGAUAUUUUAACUUUGGGUUCAUGUGGGUGGGUGGGGGGGGGGAUAUGUCAGUUUGCCACAGAUCGAGCAUUUUUUAAAUCUCCCAGAAGAAAUUAAAUGGAAGGGGAAAAAAAUCUUUUUGUCAGUAUGUACAAAACUAUAAUAUAAUUGAUAUUUUAACUUUGGGUUCAUGUGGGUGGGUGGGGGGGGGGGAUAUGUCAGUUUGCCACAGAUCGAGCAUUUUUUAAAUCUCCCAGAAGAAAUUAAAUGGAAGGGGAAAAAAAUCUUUUUGUCAGUAUGAAGUAUUAAUUUCAAACUUUUAACUGUUUCUAGACUAUGCACAUUUUCUUAGACCCAUACCUUCAUUUUUUUUUUUAGGUUUACCUCAAUCAACUUUGCUUCUAUAGUGUGUCUAUUAUGUUAUAACUUGUUUUCAAGUAUUUACCAUAUUUAUAGUGUAUAGUAUUGAGGAUUGAUUUUUUGAAAAGUGACAGGGUCUUCUCUUAAAACUAAAUCUCAGCAUGUUUUAUCAGGAUCAUUAGUUAACUAACUCUUUGUCAUCAUUAUCUCCUUAACACCAUGUACAUGGAAUUAUUUCAUAUUUACACAAUUUUUAUUUUGAAUAAUUCUGUUAUACUUUGUAGCCAAACACCUCCAGCACCUCAUAUCUCUGCUCACUCCCGUCUACUGGACCACAGCACAGGAGAUUGAUGGAGCAUUCAAUGGGUAUUCUCUCACCAAAGGAGAGUUUAUGAGAGAGGUGCAGGUGGAAUUUGCAACAGGUGUGGAAAUAAUUGUUAAUUAUAAUAACCUAUUGUUGAGCCACAAAACCAUUUCUUACUUUAAAAAAUGUAUGUUACAUAUUAGUUUGUGGAUAUGAGGCCCAUAUAAUUAUUAGUUUGGGGAAAUGUGGACCAUAUAAUUAUUAUUUUGGGGAAAUGUGGACCAUAUAAUUAUUAUUUUGGAGAAAUGAGGCCCAUAUAUUCAAAUACAGUAUAUUACAUAUUUUUUUCUUUAUUCAAUAAAUUUCUUUCUAUGCUGAAGUGUAGUUAAGCCUUACUUAGAAAAUUACAAAAAGGUUGAAGUUUUCAUCAGAUGGCCUAAGCCUUUGUCUAUUAUUAUUAUUAUUAGGUGGCUUUAUAUGGCGCAGUACCCCAGCCUGGGGCUGGGCUCACUGUACAGUACCCCAGCCUAGGACUAGGCUCACUGCACAGUACCCCAGCCUAGGGCUAGGCUCACUGCGCUUCACAUAAAAAUUAGCAAUUACAUAAACGUAUACAUUUAAAAACAAUUGAAGUGAAACGCUUGACCUCACCCACAUGGACAGCACCCAGCAGAAUCGAGCAUUGUUUAUCAGUCAGAGGGGAAUGAUACUUUUUCUAUGCCUAUGUUGCUGUUGAGUCCUUAGGAAAGUUUGACUUUCCUUGGCAUUGCUAAAGCCAGUCAGCUUCUUAUUUUAGAUUUAUUACAGUCCAAUCUUGAUACUUCCUGUAGCAACUUUUCUCACCUUUAAUGCCUAUCACCAACCCUCACAUUCAACAACAGAGUCCUAUCCAUUCCUACUUUAUGAUUGGUUUGAGAAAUUAAUGGACUCAAAGAUAGAAAUACGCUUAAGUUAGGUUGUAUUAACAUAUUGCUUCCUACACAGACUAUGGUGGGAAAUUAAAGUCAUCAUCAUUUAAUUUUAAAAAAUUUAGUUUUAACAGUUCAUUCCCUUCUCUCAAAUUACAAACAGCACUACAAUAAAUGAAAAAAAAAUUAUAAGAACUAAUCAAUAGAACUCCUCUCUUUUAACAAAUUCUUACAGGUGAAAUAUUGAAGAUGUCUCAUUAUGUGAAUGGUGUGGAUUCAAAGGGAAAUCUUUUAUUUGACAUCAUUGUUCGAGGGGAAGUCCCUGACUUGGGACCAAUAAGAAAUGUGCAUCUGCCUUCUUAUCAAGAGGAGUAUAUUCAAACUGGGCCAGGUGAUGAUUAAGAAUUUUUAAACUGUUAGAGCAAACUUUUAAAAUAUUCAGUUCAAAUAAAGCCACAGCAAAGUAAGACUGUUGACAAAUAGGUGAAUAUGCCUAAGCAAAAUCUAUUUGGUAACAAUUUUUUUUUUACUGCAGAUAGGCCUACUAAAAAAAAAAUGUGUAUAUAUCGUUUACACUUCUUAAAAUGUUUGCUUUUCAAUUACUUUGAGCAGGUUCUUCUUUAUUUUUUGUAGUAAUUGAACAAUUAAAACUAAACCAUACAUAAGAUAAAUCAGAAUUUAAACUGAUAAAUCAGACUAAAAUAUAUUAAAAAAAACUUUAUUUUCUUAUUUAAAAAAAUUAAUUAAUAUUCAAGAUAUGGAUAGGCAACAUAUUUUACCAUUUUAUUUUAAAUAAUUCUUUUACUCUUUUAUAAAAUUCAAAAUAUUCAUCUGAAUAACCUUUUCUAUUCAGGAACUAUUUAUGCCCAUUCGUCCCGCUUGUUCAGCGCUGAUGGAAUUACACUCCCGUAUGCAUGGAAUCACACAAUAACAUAUGAAUCCUCACUAGGCCAUAUGCCAUAUCUAGUACAACAGCUCAACACUAAAGGCCUGACUGUUGAAAUAUUACCAGACCAGCAGUCAGUCAAAUAUGCUUUGGAGGCAUCCAUUAGGCCAGGUACAUUGGAAAUUUACUUAACAGAUUUAGAUAGAAAUAAUUCAUAAUAAAUAUAUGUGUGUGCAGUUUGAAAUGGCGACUUGAAUAUCUCAAUGUUUAGAAUAACCUUAACAAAGUUAUAACGGACCAGGAAAGUUUGUGGAAAAUAUCUAAAUACACCUCAAAGUAAAUUGCCUCUUUAAUUCAAACAGAUUAUAAAAUUAAAUUUUUAUUUUAAAAAAAUCAUGCAUAUUAAAUGUUCAAGCCAUGCUAUGUCAACAUGCAUAUUAAAUGUUUGAAGCCAUAAUAUUUCAACAUGCAUUAUCCUGUCAGGUAAUCCAAGCAACAGAUGUCCAUCUGGUUUCCAACAUGAUCUGCAGGAAUCUUUUUGUAGAGGUGUGUCCACUUUAUUCCUAAAUCUGACCAUCUGAAAACCUCCUUUUGUAUUUCAAACUGCAAUGUUGUUUGUGAGAGUUCAUUCUGACUUAAUACAACUUUAAAAAAAAAUCUUUAAAUUGGAAUAUUCCAGCUUUUUUGAUAACUGAAGCAAACAAAAAUCAUGAGAUAUCAAUAAUAUAUUAUGUCAAUUAUAAUGUAGGUUGUCACUUUUGUAGUAUGAUCUACCUUAUCUUUGUAGUAUGAUCAACCUUACCUUUGUAGUAUGAUCUACCUUACCUUUAUAGUAUGAUCUACCUUAACUUUGUAGUAUGAUCUACCUUACCUUUGUAGUAUGAUCUACCUUACCUUUGUAGUAUGAUCUACCUUACCUUUGUAGUAUGAUCUACCUUACCUUUGUAGUAUGAUCUACCUUACCUUUGUAGUAUGAUCUACCUUACCUUUGUAGUAUAAUCUACCUUACCUUUGUAGUAUGAUCUACCUUACCUUUGUAGUAUGAUUUACCUUACCUUUGUAGUAUGAUCUACCUUACUUUUAACCAUGACUUAAACUGUGAUGAGAUUCACUGUCCAUGUUCAGAUGAUGACGAGUGUGCCCUGUACAACCCAUGCAGUCACAGCUGUCACAAUGCACCAGGGAGCUUCUCUUGCUCGUGCCCCAUUGGAUUUCUGCUCACUUCCGACGCCAGAACUUGUCAAGGUAAAAUGGAAGGAAUUAGGUAGAUAAGUAAAAAGUAAUGUGUUUUUAAUUGGUUGGGGGGUGGGGGGAGUGACUUAACAUCCCACAUUUAAUAGUUAUUAUGGUUUUAUGCUAGGAAAUAUAAUGACUUUUUUUUAAAGAUACAAAUAAUUUAGACUUGUAAUUUAACUUUGGUAUACAUAUAUAUAUAUUUAUAGCACAAACAUUUUAAAAUAAUUAAAUACAACCUUCUUCCUUUAAAUUUUUUACUGGUUUUUAGUUGUUUUUUAAAUUUUAAAUUUCUAUGUAGGCCUAUAACUACUUUACUGUUUUCAAUAAGAUAGAUAUCAAGCUACGUCAAUGGGCGGAGGAUAUUAGGGUGAUUGGUGGAAGGGGGGGGGGGCAAAAUGCGAGCAAAAAAUAUUUUUUUCAUUAACUGUUAUGUAAAAUUUUGUUGUGUGCUCUUGACUGUACUCAUUUGGGCGGAGGAUAUUAGGGUGAUUGGUGGAAGGGGGGGGGGGCAAAAUGCGAGCAAAAAAUUUUUUUUUCAUUAACUGUUAUGUAAAAUUUUGUUGUGUGCUCUUGACUGUACUCAUGAUGGCAGACAUCAAUGAAUGUGCACUUGGCUCAACUGACUGCGGGCCUGACAUGGAGUGUCUCAACACACCAGGAUCUUUCAGAUGUGUAAACAUGUGCGCUAAAGGAUUCAAGAGAGAAGAAAAUGGGGACAGGUGUUUGGGUAGGUCUAAUUUUGACAAUUUUAAAAUUAUUUAAUGAUUUAUUGAUUUAAUGAUCUUUGAUUUAAUGAAGGAAUGCUAUUUACGGCAAUGAGAAAUGUUACAUAAAUUCCGUCAGUUUUUCCACAAAUUUCAAAAUAAACGAAUGACUCUUAAUUUCUUAUUAACUAAAGAUAUUUACAAACAAAUAUCAAGGCAUGUAAUUUACGUACCAAACAUUACACAGCUAAUAUUUUGUUGUGCUAUCUAGAUAUCAAUGAAUGUGAAGCUAGUCCUAGUCUUUGUGAACAAACCUGCCAGAAUCUGGUUGGGAGUCACAGGUGUACAUGUCUACCUGGCUAUAGACUUGGAGACAAUGGCAGGUGUCAUGGUAAGGUACAUUUUAUAAUCUGGCAAAUUCUUUUUAGGAGCUUCUCCAAUUUACAUUUAAAUGCAAGGUCAAGGUUAUAUUUUAAACAUUCUUUUUUAAAUUAAUUGUAGGAGUCAUUGAACUAUUACCAAUAACUUAUUUUAAAGUAUUGAACUAUUGCCAAUAACUUAUUUGAAGGUGUUGAACUAUUUCCAAUAAAUUAUUUUAAAGACCACUUCCGUAAUACAAUUUUUUACAAUAUCAUAAAUAAUUAUUUUAAAUUGUGAGAAAUGCUUCACUUGAAAAUGGCAAUCUCUUGUUAAGGGAAAUGCUUAAACAUUUUCAUUGCUCCGUAAAUAUCAUGCCAUGAUAACUCUGUUGAACACAAUUCAAAUAAUUACAAAUUAGUCCCUAGGUCAAGUUUACCUCUUCAAGUAGUUGAUUUAGAAAUGUUAUGAAUCAAAUUAAAAUUUUGUUCAUCGUGUGUGUGUCCCCAGAUUUGGAUGAGUGUGAGAUGAUUCCUUCUCCUUGUUCACAUACCUGCAUCAACAACAGGGGCAGCUUUUCAUGCACUUGUCCACCUGGCUUUCAGUUACUCAAUGGACGUGUUUGUCGAGGUAAGUAAGGGAUGCAAUCACAUGCCUGGGUGCUCCAGAAGAAUUGGUCCAAACAUUUAUCACACUGAUGUUAUUUAAUUGGGAAUGCAACAGUAUGUAGGUUAAGAAUGGUUCCCCAAUCUGUGGGUCGCCACCCCUUUUGGGGGGGUCAAACAACCCUUACACAGGGGUAGCCUAAGACUGUUGGAUAUUUAUGAAGUGGCAACGAAAAUAAUUUUAUGGUUGGGUGUCACCACACCAUGAGGAGCUGUAUUAAAGGGUUGCGGCAUUGGGAAGGUUGAGAACCAUUGCUGUAGGCAGAGCUGAAUUGACUCGGGCUGUAUGCUCUGUUUAUUGCUGCCCCUCUCUCACUAGGAUGAGGACCUUCCUCAUCACAUAAGCAAUGCUAGUUUUUGUUUGUGUUGAAGGCAGAUUAAAAUUUCCAUGAUUUUGUUCAGGUCAAAGUUCAGCUUCCGUCAUCAUUGAUACAAUGUUAUCACUUGGACUGAUGUGAUUUAGUAACUUCAUGGUAUUAAUAUAGAAAUUCAAUAAACUGAUAGAAAACAUGCUGUCAUUAAUUCUUACAUUUAAAGAAAUUUUUUUUUCUUCUUAAAGGCAAAAAUUAUCUGUAAUAAAAUUUUUAAAAAAAAAGAGGGCUGCAUAAAAACGUCAGUUUUAUUAAAUUAAGCUCAAAAGAUUUUGUCCUGCAGCCACAGGGACACAAUUAUUUAUUGAUUUGGUUCUCUUGGAAUGUCAUUUUAUCAUUUAUAACAUGAUAUUCAUGGACUUUCUUUCCCAUGUGUUGAACUGUGUUUAUGAUUAUGAAUUUUAAUUUUAAAUUGAACAGACAUCAACGAAUGCUUAGAGGGUGGCAACACCUGCAAGUUCGGUGAAGAAUGCAUCAACAACGAGGGAGGUCACGCUUGUGUUCAGUCGUGUCCCACUGGAUUCAAAAGGGGAGAGUCAGGAAGAUGUCAAGGUAACUGCUCAAUGAAUCUAGUAAAUACUAUCACAAACUGUAAAAGAGUCUGUCCAUAAAGUGCAUCAAGCUAAUCACAAUCUUUCACAAAUUUGGACUAUAAAUUUGUCAAAAAUUAACAGCUAAUUAAAAUCUCAUCUAAAACACACUUCACUAUUAAACAAUGAUAUUAAUAAAAUUGAUAUAUUCCGAAUAAAUCCGUCACAACAGAAAGUUAAACGUCACUUUCAGGAUUUUAUGUAUGAUUAAAACAAAAUGUGAUGUCACAUAUGAUCUUUACCCCCCCCCCCGGUCACAAACUGUCAGACUUUAUAGACAUCCCCUAAUGUGAUUAAAUUUACAAUUAAUUUUCUGUAAAGCUAAUGCUGGAUGUUUACAGAGAUGUUGUCAUACACACACGGUGGAAGCAUCUAUUGGCAUACAUACAAGGUGGUAGAAUCUAUUGGCAUACAUACAAGGUGAUAGCAUUUAUUGGCAUACAUACAAGGUGAUAGCAUCUAUUGGCAUACAUACAAGGUGGUAGAAUCUAUUGGCAUACAUACAAGGUGGUAGAAUCUAUUGGCAUACAUACAAGGUGGUAGAAUCUAUUGGCAUACAUACAAGGUGAUAGCAUCUAUUGGCAUACAUACAAGGUGAUAGCAUCUAUUGGCAUACAUACAAGGUGAUAGCAUCUAUUGGCAUACAUACAAGGUGAUAGCAUCUAUUGGCAUACAUACAAGGUGGUAGAAUCUAUUGGCAUACAUACAAGGUGAUAGCAUCUAUUGGCAUACAUACAAGGUGAUAGCAUCUAUUGGCAUACAUACAAGGUGAUAGCAUCUAUUGGCAUACAUACAAGGUGGUAGAUUCUAUUGGCAUAUAUACAAGGUGGUAGAAUCUAUUGGCAUACAUACAACGUGGUAGAAUCUAUUGGCAUACAUACAAGGUGGUAGAAUCUAUUGCCAUAAUUUAAAGGUGGUAGCAUCUAAUGUCAUAAUUGCAAAGUGCUAGUACUUAUUCAAGAUUCAGUAAAUACAUGAGCUCUUCCUUAAUGUGUUUAACUAGUGUUAGUAACUGAGCUCUACUUUCAGAUGUGGAUGAGUGCAGCACAAAACAGCACAGGUGCUACUACAACCAGAACUGUGUGAACACUGAAGGUGGUUACACGUGUGACUGUCCUACUGGUUUCACCUCAAGAGGACCUGGACAGCCGUGUGUGGGUAAGUCAGUACAGGACAAAAGUUAAUUCAAAUCAUGAUAUAAGGAACAAUAACCCUUGUCAAUUCAGGACGAUUCUGUUUCAUUUUUGGCCAAUUUUUUAAGGAGUUCAUUUUUUAAAAAAGUUUUAAAAGUAAAGCAAUAAAGAAGAAAGAAAAAUCAUAUAUUUAACUCUGUAGUUGUAUUAACUUAGCUUCCUUGUAAUUGAAAAAGUGCAAAAAAUAAAUCUACAAGAAAUUUAUUUAUAAGGAAGAUUAUUUAAAGUUCUAAAUCAUCAUUUGAAAAUAAAAUGUUUGCUUUUUAUUAUUUGUUUCCUAUACCAUAUAAAUUGAAAUUUUUAAAAAUUAUGCAAGGCAUAAUCAAAAGGAACUCUUAUAUUUGCAUGCUGCCAAUAGGAUACCAGGUUUGGAACAUCUGUUUUGGCAACAUUACCUUUUUAUUUUGGAUAAAAUAUAUUUGGCUUAUUGAUGUAUGUACUAUCAGUACUUAAGUUAAAUCUUAUUUUUUAUCAGUCCAAAUAUUUUACUAAAGUAAUAGGUUAAGGGGAGAGAAUUUUGUGCAGUGAAAGAUUACUGUUUCAGAUAUUGAUGAAUGCAGACAAAGUCCUCGUGUCUGCAUAUAUCAGUGCCGAAACACGUGGGGCAGCUAUGAGUGCUUAUGCCCACCAGGACAGCUGCAACUAGCGGAUCGAAAGUCUUGUGCUGGUUAGAGUGCUUUCCUCCCCUUGCUUAUGUACCUACUCAGUAUAUUUGAAUAAUCUUUGUUGUUCACUCCCAAAGUAAUUGUGGCUAAGAGCCAUCAUCCUAAAGUCCUCUGGAUUAUAAAAAUUUUAAUUGGAUGUACCAGUGCUUUGUCAUACUUUCAUUCGGGUUAAAUUAAUAGUUUAUAAAUUAAUAGUUUAUAAAUUAAUAGUUUGAGAACCUUUUUUGUGGUGAAAUUAAAUCUUAAUAACUUUGGAGAUGGCUCAUUGUUCAUGUUUAUUUAGAUUAUGUCCCGGUUUUUAUUUUAAAAUUCACUUAAAGCUAUUUUAUUCCUCUUAUAAAUAUACAAAAGUGUCAUUGUGUGCUUGGAUGUUUUUUUUACCUCUCUUCUGAAGAGCUUGUAAUGUGUUGUAAUGAGUGUGCUUACAGUAAAACUAUUCAAUGUGCUGCUGUACAUGUGUUUUCUAACAAGACACAUUUUUUUGUUGAGUCUCUACAUUGUUUAGAGUAGAAUCAGUGCAUUUUUUACUCUAUAAUUAAAACAGAUACUACUGUACACUUGUCUUCAAACAUUUUUUCAACUGAGCAUUAAGACAAGUACAAUCAACUAAUAAUUUUCUAAUAAAUUGUUUAACUCAAAUAAAUUAAACAUGAAGUGUAAAGUUUACCAAUAAAAAUCUGUCUUUUUGAGAUUUUGCCAUUCUUCUUUGAUUAGCACAAUCAUUUUCCUGGCUAGUUGAUUCAUUUAGAAAAUAUUUAAACAACUCUGAUAAAUUUUUAGUCCAUCUAGAAACAGUCAUCACAGAGACAUUUUUAUUGGCUGUCAAUGCUGGCCUUAAAGCUGUUUCUGUAACAUAUAUUUACCGGUAUAUAUAUAUAUAUAUAUAUAAAUAUAUAUAUUUAUAUAUAUAUAAAUAUACACAUAUAUAUUACAUUCCCUGUGCAUGAUAUCCUAUUUCAAGCAUGUUAAAUACAUCUGAAAGCAAUGGACAAUGACUUAAUGUGUUCAAGCCUUUUGGGUCAAGUUUACUUUCAUGGCGGAUAUAGUCAUUUGAUAUUGGUUGUGAUUCCCUGAAGCAAGGUAAAUGCCACCCCCCCCCCCCCCCCCCCCCCCCCGCCCCCCCCCCCCCCCCCCCCCCCCCCCCCCCUCCCAACCACCCUGUACAUCAAAGCCAGAAAGGGUGCUUUGAAUUUAAAACUCCUGUUUCAUUGCAGUGGUAUGGCCACGAUCGCCCAAUGAGGUUUACUUCUUAUCAAAAUUUCCCUAAAAAUGGUUUAAAAAUAUAGCUGUAUAACACUGCUUCUGUUGGAAUCACAAUAUGUUUUAGCUAUUAUACUCUUGAAAAUUGUAAACUUUCAUCAUUUCUACAAAGCAUGGCAUUUUUUGUGUAACCUAUAUUUAGCUAACACAUUGUGAAAUAGACAAAUAUAAAUUAUAUAUAAUUUAAUUUAUGCCCUAUUAAGUUAACUACACUAGUAUUUUUAAGCAUGUUGUUUACAUAAAUUUUUUCAUAACAAUAUUUGAAACAGUUGGAAGCAGAAUUUUACGAGCACUGACAUUAUUUAGAAAAAAAAUAAAAACAUGAAAGAUUACAGACAUUAAGAGAAAUUUGACAAUUAUUUCAAUGAAGCUUUAUUGGCAAUAUAACUUUAAACGUAAAACAGAGACAAAGGAUUUCACAAAUGUUUAUGUACAUUUUAAAAAAAAUAGAUCAUUCAGUUAACAUGUAUAAUAAUUUCAAUGAAUAGAGAAUAUGAUUUCUAUGUCAGUUUUCUGGAAAAUGCCAUUUAAAUAAAAAAAAGAGCAAUAUUUUGGUCAAUCAGCCAUUAAAUUUUUUGGCUGCGGCUUUGACCUGUGUUAUCAUCUGCUUCCAGGGCUGGAAUUUCUAGAACCAGGUCGUGUCCUACCAGCUGGAGCUGACAAAAUUGAACAAAUAAAAGCGCAACAAAAUCUACAGCAGCUGCAGCAGCAACAGAGGCAGCUGGCCAGGCAGCGCCAAGAGCAGCGCAGCUCUGAAACAUCCGCCCUGAGUCUUAAACCGAGGAGAGGAAAACCAGGCAAAAGAAUCCCUGUCAAAAAGGCCGCACCCACUCAAGCCAUGGAAGACAGAGCAGAGAGUCAGAGCCUGACCUCUGCCCUGGAGCUCAGAGAUCCAGAAACUGAAUAUUCCACUCCACAGAAAACCACAAGAGGACCACCAGAAAUAACAACCUCCAAAUAUGAAAAAUAUUAUUUGCCAACGCCGAGGACCUGGAGGAGAAGGCGGCCAAGAAGCUUAUCUGCCGAAUCCAAUCCCUGCCCUGCUGGAUUUGCUGCAGAUCAUGUAAACAAGUCAGAAUGCAUAGGUGAUUAGUGUUUCAUUGUUGUAUAUCAGUUUUCUUCAAAAUAGUGCAAUAUGUGUAAUUUUUUUAAAACCUAAGUUAUAUAUAUAACUCAUAUAUGUGCACACGCAUAUAUAUAUAUGUAUAUAUAUCUUGCAUGUAUGUAUGUAUAUAUAUAUUUAUAUAUAUAUAUAUAUAUAUAUAUAUAUAUAUAUAUAUAUAUAUAUAUAUAUAUAUAUAUAUAUAUAUAUAUAUAUAUAUAUAUAUUUUAUAUAUAUAUAUAUAUAUAAUAUAUAUGCACACAUAUAUAUAUAUAUAUAUAUAUAUAUUGUAUAUAUGUAUAUAUAUAUAUAUAUAUAUAUAUAUAUAUAUAUAUAUAUAUAUAUAUAUAUAUAUAUAUAUAUCUAUAAAUAUAUAUAUCUAUAUAUAUAUAUCUAUAUAUAUUAUAAAUAUAUAUGUAUAUAUAUGUAUAUAAAUGUAUGUAUAUGUAUAUAUAUAUAUCUAAAUAUAUAUCUUACAUGUAUGAAGUAAAAUGAAAGCACAUUUCUUAUUAUAACAGUUAACAUUAUAAAAUGUUUCUUUUGAUGCAAUGUUUUGAUGUGGCAAUAUGGUUUCCAUACUUGAAUAUGGUUUCCAUACUUUAAUAUGGUUUCAAUACUAGACUGUUGCCAUCUGAAGAAGGUCUUAGUUUUUAAGAUUUGUGGUCAGGUUCAGCCCAGCAUCUAAUCAGCACAAGAUUUCGUGUCUUCGCUGCCACAGCUCUUUCCCUUAUACCUGUCUUUUCUGGAUAUUGAGAUUAUACAGGUCUCUUUAAGUUACAAAAACAAGUCUAGAUAAAAACAAAUUUUUAAUUACUAUGUUUAAUUUUUAAAAAAAUUAAAUAACAGGAUUAUAAUUUUUAACAAAGUCCCAUAACUUGUCAGCUGAGAGCUGUGAGUUAAGUGUAUGACCUUUAUCUGUCUUUAUCCCCCUUGAUAAUUUUUGGAAUGGCAAUGUCAUUUACAUAUCUAGAUUUCUCAUUAAAAAAUAAUAAAAUCUUUUAAUAUCCAAGCAUAUUUGAAGAGAACUCUGAAAUUCUUUAAUGAUCAACCAAUGAAUAUAAUUUAAUAUUGUUAUUCCCUGAUAUCUUCCAUAGACCGGAAUGAAUGUUCUGAAGGAAGGUCAGUCUGUCAACAUAACUGCACAAACACCAGGGGAAGCUAUAGAUGCUCAUGUCCACCAGGAUAUCAAUUGGACAAAGAUGGUUACACCUGCAAAGGUUGAUUUUUAAAAUGUUUUUAAAACAAAUGCAAAUCAUUCUUUAAAUAGAAAUAUGAAUUGAUUAAAUGUGUGUAUGUGUAUUUGAUUUCAUUUUCAAACCUUGAAAUGCUCAACAUAAAUAGACUUGGCUUCUGUAAGAUGACAUAGUAAUAGUAAACUAAUAAUUGGAAGAUAAAUGAUAAUCUUUUAUUGAUUCAAAUAAAUGUGAAAUAUUUUGUUUAAAUACAAUGUACAUAUUUAUUUUCAGCAUCUAGAUAAACAUUCAGAUUAAAAUAAUGAUAUUUAAACAACAACAAUGUAAUCUCAAGACAUUGUAAAAUAUUUCUCUAGUUCAAAAAUCAGCCACAGUACAUAAAUAAAACCUCAUUUCCUUAAUGUUUCCAUUGGCAGCUGGGGAAGCAUGCUGGUUAGUCCCAACAGACAGUGGAACAAAGGAAUUGUUAAAAUGUUCAGUCCUUACUUUGAGGGAAAUAAUAAUACGUUAGAGCUGAUCUUUAGUAACUGUUAUGUAGUGGGUGGGAUGUUAAUAAUUUGUUUUAUUGUUCCUGAAAUUGAAUUUUUCAAAUAUCGAAUAGUAGAACAGUUUUAAAUUUCACGCAAUUGUUCCCAGAUAUCAAUGAAUGUGCCGACCUGAACAUUGAUUGUGGAGCAGAGAAAAUGUGCUUCAACCAAAGAGGCUCCUACAGUUGUAUUGACAUCCCGUGUCCACCGGACUAUGCCAGGGACCCCACCACAAAGUAAUGUCUCACUCAUGUCAAGACUUACUGUUGUUAGGGGGAAAUAAAUUUAUGUACAGUCCAUACCAUAUUAGUAAACUGUCUAAAAAUGAAAUCAAUUUUAGAUGAUGAUCAAGCUUGCAAGAGUUCUCUUGUCUGUUAACUUAUCAUGUUUUAAUUGCAGUUAUAACAAAGCUCAAAUUAAUUGUCAGGUUUGACGUUUUGCAUUCAAUAUUCCUAGUAGAAAUGUAACAUUUCAAUUCAACACAUCUACUCAGAUGCAACAAACAAGAUUAAACCAAUUAUUAGUUUUACAUCAAUUAUUUCGCUUUCACACCAUUUAAACAUCUGCAACUUGCAACCAAUAAUAUUUGUAUAUUCGUGUAUAUGGGUAGCGCCUGCUUAAAAAUCAUUCAGACCUAUUUCAUCAUGGCAUACUUUUUGUUUUUUCUAUAGUUUCUGCGUGUUGGAAUGUGUUAAUCCUAACAUCCCGUGUCCACCUGGGGCAAAGUAUGCAGACAUCAUUGAGUUCCGAACUGUAGCGUUGCCCGGGGGCAACCCGGCCAGACAAGACUUGAUUCGGCUGACAGCAUACAAUCAGCAUGAUGAAUACUUACCCCAGGUAAUUGUCAUGGCAAUGCGAAAUUGCAUAGGCUGUUCAUUGUUAUGGUAGGGGAGGGGUGGUUGCCAUAAUUAACUUGAACUUUUGUUGUCUUAUUUCUUGGUCAUUAUUAUCUUUUGAGUUGAAAAAUAAUCAUCUUGGACAUGUCUGUAAGUUAAUUAAUCUACUGUAGUUAACCGUUAUGUCUGUAAGUUAAUUAAUCUACAGAAGUUAACCAUUAUAUAUUUAUGUAAAUAAGAAUUAUUUAAAUAGCUGAUAAUAAUGACAGUAUUAAAUAUAAAUUUAUGUACAAUAAAUGAAAUGUUUUCAUAGAAUUAUCUCUAUUAGACAAAAAGAUAUGAUUGUUGAAAACUCAAUCUAAAAAAUUUUUAAAAAAAGCAAUCCCCCAAAUUAAAUAAAUAAAUGUUUAAAUUAUUUGUAUUAAGGAGAUAAUUUAGUAUUAAUUUAUCUUCACAGACAAUGUUUACAUUUUAGGAUUAAUUUUUCUUUUUGCAGAUAAUAUUUACAUUUUACAAUCAGUUUUUCUUCAGAGACAAUAUUAACAUUUUACUAUCAGUUUUUCUUCACAGGCAAUGUUUACAUUUUACAAUCAAUUUCUCUUCACAGACAAUGUUUACCGUGCUGCAGAAUGAUCCCAAUUUGGAGUUUCACAUCCGUAUUGAGGAGGGAAAAGGCAUUGUCUUCACGAUGGAGCCACUUAAAGACAGCUCUACAUACAGAAUAACAGUCCGUGCCCGCUCGUAUGACAACUACAGAUUGCAUAUACAGUACCAAACUACAUUUAUCAUACAUAUUUCAGUGUCUGCCUUUCCGUACUAACCUCUGUGCCAUCAGUGAUUUGAGCCAAACGAUUUUGUUCAAAUUAUCAGCAACAAAUUUUUUUGUAAGUGUAAAUCUCUACUUGAUAGUGUGUCGUGCCAGUGAGGAGAGAAUCUUUGAUGGAGUGAAUGAGUUGAAAGUGGAUUUGAAGAG
Lymnaea stagnalis (great pond snail) is the source of this 41131-nucleotide messenger RNA. Lineage: Eukaryota; Metazoa; Mollusca; Gastropoda; Lymnaeidae. The record is from the annotation of a GenBank genome assembly.